AUGAAUUUCUCGGGGAUCUUAUUUGUGUUCUUUUUUCUAUACACCUUUCUGUCUCCAGCUCUGAGCUAUGAUCCCGGGUCGGGUCUCAAGUCACUCGCUCGCGGGAUGCUCGAUUCAGCGAAGGAACCAGAGUUCUUCGAAUGGAUGAGAGGAAUUAGGAGGAGGAUCCACGAGAACCCAGAAACGGGGUUUCAGGAGUUCAAAACGAGUCAACUCAUUCGAGACGAGCUUGACUUGCUCGGAGUGAAGUAUAAGUGGCCUGUCGCGAAGACUGGCGUCGUGGCUUGGAUCGGAUCCGGUUCGAAACCCGUUUUCGGACUCAGAGCUGACACGGACGCGCUUCCGUUACAGGAAUUAGUGGAAUGGGAAGCGAAGAGCAAAGUAGAUGGAAAGAUGCAUGCUUGUGGUCAUGAUACUCAUGUUGCUAUGCUUCUUGGAGCUGCUAAGCUUCUUCAAUCCAGAAAACACCAAAUCAAGGGGACAGUGAAGCUUGUGUUUCAACCAGGCGAGGAAGGCUAUGGAGGUGCCUAUGAAAUGCUAAAAGAUGAGAUCCUAGACGACUUAGACGCAAUCCUCAGCGUACACGUCUUUCCAUCGAUCCCAUCCGGUGGUAUUGGUGCAAGGCCUGGUACGGUUCUUGCAGGUGCAGGACUGUUUACAGUCACAGUUCACGGACAAGGCAGCCACGCCGCUACACCACACUUGUCCAAAGACCCUGUUCUUGCAGCUUCUUCCGCUGUCGUUGCCUUGCAACAGAUUGUUUCCCGGGAAAUGGACCCGCUUGAAGCUGGUGUGGUUACGGUUGGAUACAUCAAAGGAGGUCAUGCUCAAAACGUGAUACCGCAGUCUGCUGAAUUCGGAGGAACUUUCAGAAGCUUAAGCAACGAUGGUCUUCUGUUUAUCCAGAGACGAAUCAAAGAGAUUUCGGAGGCACAAGCAUCUGUAUACCAAUGCAAAGCAGAAGUAAGUUUCGAAAAGAAAGAACAAGAAAAGCCUUCGCUUCACCCGGUGAUGAAGAACGACGAAGGGUUAUAUGAGCACGGGAAAGAAGUAGCGGAAGCGAUGAUCGGAAAGAACAACUUCCAUGAUUUUCCGGUGACUAUGGGAGCUGAGGAUUUCAGCUUCUUCACUCAGAGGACCAAAGCUGCUAUCUUCGUGCUCGGUAUCAAGAAUGAGACGGUAGGUGCUGGUGAGCCGCUUCAUUCGCCUUACUUCUUUGUCGAUGAAGAAGCUCUUCCUGUUGGAGCUGCUCUUCACGCUGCCAUGGCAGUCUCUUAUUUGGAUAAACAUGGUCAUGACCAUGAUGACCAUGAGCUUAAAACUGAGUUAUAG
Microthlaspi erraticum is the source of this 1332-nucleotide messenger RNA. NCBI's taxonomy places the organism in Eukaryota, Viridiplantae, Streptophyta, Magnoliopsida, Brassicales, Brassicaceae. The record is from the annotation of a GenBank genome assembly.